Xenia sp. Carnegie-2017 is the source of this 765-nucleotide messenger RNA. RefSeq names its product secreted RxLR effector protein 161-like. The coding region runs from base 1 to 765 and encodes 254 amino acids. The record is from RefSeq and is a predicted model, not a curated record. NCBI's taxonomy places the organism in Eukaryota, Metazoa, Cnidaria, Anthozoa, Malacalcyonacea, Xeniidae. The transcript has a single exon.
AUGUCUGAUUGCAAACCAAAGCCAACUCCAUGUGUUUUAGGAAUUGAAAACGUUUUGAGUAAGGAGUCCCCUGAAUUGAAUGAUCCUAAAUUGUAUAGGGCAAUGAUAGGAAGCUUAAUUUAUGUGAUGACCGGUACACGACCAGAUUUGUGUUAUGUUGUAACGAAACUGUCUCAGAAAAUGUCCAAACCCACACGAGCAGACUUGAGUAUAGCAAAGCACGUGUUGAGAUACUUAAAAGGCACACAAGAGUUAGGGUUGAUAUUUCAAAAAUCGAGUCAGCCACUAACACUUAAAGGUUUUAGUGAUUCAGAUUGGGGAGCGUCUAUAGAAGAUAGACGAAGUAUUACAGGUUACAACUUCCAGCUUUCACAACAAGGACCACUGAUAUCAUGGAAAAGCCGUAAACAACCAACAGUUGCAUUGUCAACGUGCGAAGCAGAGUAUGUUGCACUCGCUAAUGCAGUGCAGGAAGCAAAGUUCUUAAUGCAACUCUGUCAAGAUAUGAAGGUAGGUAUAAACGAAGGUAAGUCAUUAAUUAUGAUUGAUAAUCAAGGAGCAAUGAACUUAGCCAAGAAUCCAGUCCAUCACCAGAGAUCCAAACAUAUUGACAUAAAAUAUCACUUCAUUAGAUCAGAAAUACAGAAAGGUAGAAUUAACUUAGAAUAUGUAACCAGUGAAGAAAAUAUAGCAGAUAUUUUUACAAAACCAGCCAGCAAAAACAAAUUGGAGAAAUUUAAGCAGACAAUUUUAGGAAAGAUAUGA